AUGUUUGAGGGAGGGCCGGGGGAGUGUGUGGUGGGAGGAGACUACCAGACAGGUGAUGGGACGGGAGGAGCCGCCCUGCUGCCUUGCCUUUACCAGGGUGAGUACAGGGAGUCAGGCAAGGCGGGGACUGUGUGGUGCCUGUGGCGUGGUGACCCAGCCCGUGGUGCUCAGUUCAACAUCACCACCCGGGACGUGCAGCGUGGUAGUGUUUGGCAUGGUGUCUUUGGCCAGGUGGUGCGGGGCCUGGAGGUAGUGCAGGAGGCAGCCCGGUACCGCCCCAUUACUGAGGUGACUGUGGUGCAGUGUGGCGUGGUGCUGUCACGGUAG
This is a messenger RNA of Scylla paramamosain (green mud crab), 327 nucleotides long. RefSeq names its product peptidyl-prolyl cis-trans isomerase B-like. The record is from RefSeq and is a predicted model, not a curated record. Gene Ontology annotation, molecular function: peptidyl-prolyl cis-trans isomerase activity. The transcript has a single exon. Gene Ontology annotation, biological process: protein peptidyl-prolyl isomerization. Lineage: Eukaryota; Metazoa; Arthropoda; Malacostraca; Decapoda; Portunidae. Bases 1 to 327 code for a protein of 108 amino acids.